GCAGGCUGGCUGCCUGGCGGGGCGCGAUCUCCUUCCUGUUUGGCUCGGCUCCCUCCGGCUGCGGCGGCGGGGAUGCCGCGCGGAACGGCCAAGCGCCCGGGUCUCGCCAAGAGAUGAAAGGCAGCCAAGAGGAAAAGCCGGAGCCGGCUGCUUCUGCCCCCGCCGCCCCUUCCCCUCUGCUCAGGCUGCUUUCCGCCCUCUUCUACGGGAUCUGCUCUUUCUGCAUCGUCCUGGUAAACAAGGCGGUGCUGACGGCUUACAGAUUCCCAUCUCCAGUCUUUCUUGGAGUAGGACAGAUGGUAACCACUAUUCUGAUCUUAUAUGUGUCAAAACUGAAUAGAAUCAUUCACUUCCCUGAUUUUGAUAAGAGUAUCCCUAUGAAGCUGUUUCCACUUCCUCUUAUUUACGUUGGAAAUCACAUAAGUGGAUUAUCAAGUACAAGCAAGUUAAGUUUACCAAUGUUUACAGUCCUUAGGAAGUUUACCAUUCCUCUUACAUUACUGCUGGAAGUGAUUGUUCUUGGGAAGCGCUAUCCACUGAGCAUUGUAAUUAGUGUGUUCGCAAUCAUCCUUGGGGCUUUCAUAGCAGCAGGAUCAGAUCUAGCUUUCAGCAUGGAAGGCUAUGCCUCUGUGUUGCUGAACGAUGUCUUCACAGCAGCAAACGGUGUUUACACAAAACAAAAAAUUGACCCCAAGGAGCUGGGAAAAUAUGGAGUCAUUUUUUAUAAUGCCUGUUUUAUGGUAAUUCCUACAGUUCUCAUAAGCUUCUUCAGUGGAGACUUCCAACAGGCCACCAACUUCAAGGAGUGGACAAAUGUUUUAUUUAUCUUUCAAUUUCUUCUUUCCUGUGUAUUGGGGUUCCUUCUGAUGUAUUCUACAGUCCUUUGCAGCCAUUAUAAUUCUGCCCUCACAACCACAGUGGUUGGUGCUAUAAAGAAUGUGUCCAUCGCUUACAUUGGAAUGCUAAUUGGUGGAGACUAUAUCUUUUCCAUGCUGAACUUCAUAGGGCUCAAUAUCUGCAUGGCAGGAGGGCUGAGGUACUCGUUUCUAACCAUACGGGGAAACGACAAUCCUAAGAGCUCCACAGAUGAAGAAAAAGCAGUGCCAGGUGCCAAGAGCUAGCAGAAACAAAAGGCAAGGGAAGCUGUGAGGAUGCAGGCUCCUGUAGAAGUUCAACGCAGAAGUGGCUGUAGAGUGGAAGUUCUACCUCAUCUCGCAUUGCGGUCCAGGGCAUCCUUGCGAGACAAGGCAUGAUCUUGGAAAACAGUCACCUGCAGGCAUGUUUGAUCAUUAUUUAUGUAGCAAGGCUAAUUACAAUAGGUGGAUGGGUGACAGGGUUUGGGUAUUUGCCCCCUCCACGGGAAAUCUUUGCGCUGGGUCAAAUCCAGGGGUCCUUCCUCCAUGUUUAUUCUGUCGAGGGUGUUGAAUCGCCUUUUCUCCCAGAUUGCCUGUAGCUGUGGGUAGACUCCUUGCUUAAAUUUUUUGAAAAGGAUUGACCAGAAGAUGGAUACAGACUGCAAACUAUUGUUGUGCCGCUUCGGUUAGGAACUCGACAGCACACAUCUGCCGUGGCCACAUCUAGCUGCCUCUCGGUUCAGAGCUUUAGAGAUCUGGGCUGCAUUGUACUGGUUGGAGGAUAGACUUAGAUGUCCCCUUGGCUCCCCCCAGCUCUAGGAUGCUGGAGCUGAAAGGGCAAGAUAUAUGUCAUUUGCAAAGGCAACUCCAGCGCUAUCCAGAAACUAGCCGUUCGAUUGCAGAGGUUACUGUGAUCUUGUGCCCCACCAGUUUUGUGGGAGGAUGGGUCUCCAGUAUGAUCUGCAACCUCCAGAUACAUUGGGCUGUCUGGGGAAUGAUUGCACUGAAUGAUCUCACUGGAUGCCAAAUAUGCCAUGCAGGGCAUGAGCACAUCCGAUACCAAAUACGUUUUGUGCCUUAAGGAAGAAUAGCAGGUUGGUGUUCAUUGGCAUGGGCCCUAACUUCUCUGAAUGGAGUGCUGCUCAUGUAAUUGGGGUUUUCCCUCUCCCGCUUCCAGCUGAGCCUCUGGCAGCCCACGAAGGUCAAGGAACCCUCUAGAAUGGCACAACACAAUCUUUGGGUCCAAGCCAGAUUGUUUCUAUUAAGGGCUUUCCUUCUUACUGUGCUGGUUCUCUUUGUUUAAUUCUCCCCGUGGGACAAUUGUCUUCAGCCUCCGUCAUCUUUUGCUAUGCUGCCAUGGUCGGGCUGUUCCAGGCUGUUGCUGUUGGGUUAAUUGGGAGAAAGCCAAUGGAGCUUGAAGUAUUAGGAAAGCUACAGUGCAGGGCAAAGUUCCUUAAAAUUCCUUUUACAGGUAGGUAGCUGUGUUGGUCUGCCAUAGUCGAAACAAAAUAAAAAAAUUCCUUCCAGUAGCACCUUAGAGACCAAGUUUGUCCUUGGUAUGAGCUUUCGUGUGCAUGCAUGUAUCUGAAGAAGUGUGCAUGCAUACGAAAGCUCAUACCAAUGACAAGCUUAGUUGGUCUCUAAGGUGCUACUGGAAGGAAUUUUUUAAAAUUAAAAUUCCUUUGUCAGACACUUUUCACCUUUAGAACAGCAACGUUUUAGAUGGGAGACAGAGGUACAGAACGUUCAUAGCUCAUGGCAUAAAAUGAUAGCAGAGAUACAGAGAUUGGCCGCUUGCCGUUUGGAGAGCCUGAACUGGCUGCUAAUUCCUCAUUUCAAGUCAUUUGGCUUUUGCUUAAUCUCCCUGGCAGAAGAUGGGAUCCUCAGGCCAAGUGGAGUAAAAUGUGGCCCCCCCAGGUCUCUGUCUGACCCUCAAGGAUUCUGCCCAGAACACCACCAGCAAAUGACACAAGUAGGGACAAGAUUCUAAUAUUCCUUUACCAUUUGGAGAAAUUUUGGGGAAAUGUUCUUACUAUUUCAUUCAACUACAUUUCCCCACCCAUGUUGUUGUUGUUUAGUCAUUUAGUCGUGUCCGACUCUUCGUGACCCCAUGGACCAUAGCACGCCAGGCACUACUGUCUUCCACUGCCUCCCGCAGUUUGGUCAAACUCAUGUUCGUAGCUUCGAGAACACUGUCCAACCAUCCCAUCCUCUGUCGUCCCCUUCUCCUUGUAGCCUCCAUCUUUCCCAACAUCAGGGUCUUUUCCAGGGAGUCUUCUCUUCUCAUGAGGUGGCCAAAGUAUUGGAGCCUCAGCUUCACGAUCUGUCCUUCCAGUGAGCACUCAGGGCUGAUCUCCUUCAGAAUUGAUAGGUUUUGAUCUUCUUGCAGUCCAUAGGUUUGAUCUUCUUGCAGUCCCCACCCAUAAAAGCCCUAAAUUGGGAGCUUUGAAUAGGUUGCAGUUUAAGGAAGCAAGAGGUACUAGAAUGGUUUUCAUUAAUAUAUCUGAGACAAUCAGGUUUUGGGUAUCUUUUGCUAGCCAGUCUACACAGUGCAAAUGCAUUGAAAGGAGAUAAUAAUAAUAAUAAUAAUAAUAAAUUUUUAUUUAUACCCCGCCCUCCCCAGUCAAAAACCGGGCUCAGGGCGGCUGACACCAACAGAAUUACAAUAAAACAUAAAAACAAUUAAUUAAAAUACAGAUUAAAAUACAGUAUUAAAAUUUAAAGUGCAGCCUCAUUUCAAGUAGCCCAUAAAUCCAAGCCAUGAGGGAGGGAAACACAAGGGUCAGGCAGAGUCUAACCCAAAGGCCAGGCGGAACAGCUCUGUCUUGCAGGCCCUGCGGAAAGAUGACAAAUCCCGCAGGGCCCUGGUCUCCUGGGAAAGAGCGUUCCACCAGGUUGGGGCCAGUACUGAAAAGGCCCUGGCUCUAGUAGAGGCCAAUCUAACCAUCUUAUGACUCGGGAUCUCCAGAAUAUUAUUAUUUGUGGACCUUAAGGUCCUCCGCGGGGCAUACCAGGAGAGGCAGGAGAUGCUGUAAGUACUUCUGAUUAAGUACAUGAACAUUGUGGCACAUAUGUUCUACAGCAGGCAUAGGUAAACUCGGCCCUCCAGAUGUUUUGGGACUACAGCUCCCAUCAUCCCUAGCUAACAGGGCCAGUGGUCGGGCGUGAUGGGAGUUGUAGUCCCAAAACAUCUGGAGGGCCGAGUUUGCCUAUGCCUGUUCUAGAGAAAUGGAAAUAUCUGAAGAAUAUUCUUCAGGUGUAUCUGAAGAAGUGUGCAUGCACACGAAAGCUCAUACCAAAAUAUAAACUUAGUUGGUCUUUAAGGUGCUACUGAAGGAAUUUUUUUAUUUUGGAAAUAUCCAGAAAUUCAGGGGGAGGAACAUGGGGGAUUGAAUGUCUUUUGUGGGCAGGUUGCCAAAGGAGAUAACUAUGUGGUGAUUGAUGAUACCCAGAUAUAAAUCCUGAAAUGGAAAUAUCCCUAAAUAUGAAAGCAGGCAACUGUCUAUCUCUGUAAUAGGAUACCUUUUUGUAAGUCAUGAAAAUUGUAUCUGUUCUGUUUAUAACUUGUUCAUAUCUUUAAUUAAACUGUCAAUCCCUA
Messenger RNA from Zootoca vivipara (common lizard), 4452 nucleotides. It is a transcript of the gene SLC35D2, whose product is annotated as solute carrier family 35 member D2. The record is from RefSeq and is a predicted model, not a curated record. NCBI's taxonomy places the organism in Eukaryota, Metazoa, Chordata, Lepidosauria, Squamata, Lacertidae.